Molecule: messenger RNA, 1672 nt
Organism: Oryza sativa Japonica Group (Japanese rice)
Lineage: Eukaryota; Viridiplantae; Streptophyta; Magnoliopsida; Poales; Poaceae
Product: serine carboxypeptidase-like 2
Biological process (GO): proteolysis; secondary metabolic process
Molecular function (GO): serine-type carboxypeptidase activity; acyltransferase activity, transferring groups other than amino-acyl groups
Source: RefSeq, a predicted model, not a curated record
AGAUUGGGUAGAGUAGUGCGAGAAAAGGACAGCGCAAUCAAAAUGAAGAAACGAUAUCGAUCAGAAAUAUAAAGAGCGGCAAGGACAGAGACAAGCUUAAGCUAGAAUUAAUUAGCUAGCUGAAGCUUAAGCUGCAGCUGUUUUUCUUCAUGAAUUUAUGUACAGAGCAGCCGGCGGUAACACGGCGGCAGCUGCUGCUGCUGCUUCUCCUCCUCCUCCUCCUCCUCACCUCCUCUCCUCUCUGCAGCCGCGUGUCCGCGAGUGCGGGUGCGAGAGCGAGAAGCAAUGGCGGCGGCAGCAGCAGGAGAGUGGUGAGGCAUCUCCCGGGGUUCGACGGGCCGCUCCCGUUCGAGCUGGAGACCGGGUACGUGGAGGUGGACCACAUCGCCGGCGUCCGCCUCUUCUACUACUUCAUCCGCUCGGAGCGCCGCCCCGCCGCCGACGACGACCCCCUCCUGCUCUGGCUCACCGGCGGCCCCGGCUGCUCCGCCUUCUCCGGCCUCGUCUACGAGGUCGGACCCCUCACCUUCGACCUCCACCAUGGCCGCCAUGGCGGACUGCCGAGACUGCUGUACAAGCCGGAGUCGUGGACGAAGCGAGCCAGCGUCAUCUUCCUCGACUCCCCCGUCGGAACUGGCUUCUCCUACGCCGCCGACGCCGACACCGACGGCGCCGGAUUCCGCACCGGCGACACCAUUGCCGUCCGCCACAUUCUCGUCUUCCUCCGCAAGUGGUUGCAGGAGCACCCGGAUCUCCUCUCCAAUCCUCUCUACAUCGCCGGCGACUCCUACUCUGGGAUGAUUGUGCCGGCCGUUGCCUUGGGGAUCGCCACUUCUUCACCUGAACCACAUCAACCAUCUCUCAAUCUAAAGGGCUACCUUUUGGGCAAUCCAGUCACUGAUCCCAACUUCGACACUCCAUCCAAAAUUCCAUUUACUCAUGGGAUGGGUCUCAUAUCUGACGAACUGUACGAGGCAUACAAGAAGAGCUGCAGCGUCAGGGACAACACCCAGCAGCAAAGCGUUCAGUGCACUAAUACUCUUGAUGCCAUAGAUGAGUGUGUCAAGGACAUAUACCAAAAUCACAUUCUGGAGCCUUACUGCACGUUGGCAAGCCCUCAUAAUCCGCGCAUCGAUAAGCCAUUUACUUCAGGAGGACGGCAGAUGCUCCAACUCCAAGAGGACCAAGACCUUCACUUGUCUGAGAUUUCUUCAGAAUGCAGAACAGCAAGAUAUACCAUGUCCAGAAUAUGGGCAAACAAUGACACAGUAAGAGAGGCACUUGGAAUACACCAGGGAACAGUUCCUUCGUGGCAAAGAUGCAACUUUGACAUUCCGUACACUCGCGACAUCAAAAGUUCAAUAAGAUACCAUCUGGAUUUGACAGCUAGAGGCUACAGAAGCCUAAUUUACAGUGGUGAUCAUGACAUGGCUAUCCCUUUCAUCGGCACGCAAGCCUGGAUUAAGUCUCUGAAUUUCUCUGUUGUGGAUAAGUGGAGACCAUGGUUUGUGGAUGGACAAGUUGGAGGAUAUACAAGGUCAUACUCUAAUAACCUCACAUUCGCAACUGUCAAGGGUGGUGGACAUACAGCUCCAGAGUACAUGCCAAAGCAAUGCCUUACUAUGCUUGCAAGGUGGGUGUCCAGAGAUCCUCUUUGAAGAUGGUGUACAUG